Oncorhynchus nerka (sockeye salmon) is the source of this 1284-nucleotide messenger RNA. RefSeq lists its product as uncharacterized. Gene Ontology annotation, molecular function: protein binding. The record is from RefSeq and is a predicted model, not a curated record. Lineage: Eukaryota; Metazoa; Chordata; Actinopteri; Salmoniformes; Salmonidae.
ACAGACAGUGAGAGCCGACUGACAGACAGUGAGAGACAACUGACAGACAGUGAGAGCCGACCGACAGACAGUGAGAGCCGACUGACAGACAGUGAGAGCCGACUGACAGACAGUGAAAGCCGACUGACAGACAGUGAGAGCCGACUGACAGACAGUGAGAGCCGACUGACAGACAGUGAGCGCCGACUGACAGACAGUGAGAGACAGUGAGGACGACUGACAGACAGUGAGAGCCGACUGACAGACAGUGAGAGCCGACUGACAGACAGUGAGAGACAACUGACAGCCAGUGAGAGGCAGGUGGAGGAACUGAGCAAAAUGAACGAAGCACAAGCAGUGAAACUAAACUCCAUGGAGACUCGUUCUAACAUCACUGAGAGACACGUUGAAGUUCUGAAGAGAAACAGUCAAGCACAAGCAGUGAAACUAAACUCCAUGGAGACUCGUUCUAACAUCACUGAGAGCCACGUUGAAGUUCUGAAGAGAAACAGUCAAGACAGGAAGGUGGCUUCCUCAGCCUCACUAGCAGCACCUGGUCAAGGAGGAAACACUGGACCCUUCAACACUGGAACCACCCUGGUCUACAGAAAUAUCUACUCAAACAUUGGCAAUGCUUAUAACCCCACUACAGGGAUCUUCACAGCACCAGUGAGAGGACUCUACCUCUUCAGAUUUUACAUCUUUGGAGAGGGUGACAGUUCAGUUUAUACAACUGCAAUCUUGUGUAUGAAUGGACAUCAGAUAGCUAUUGCACAUGCUUACCAAGCUGGUGGUGCUAUUAACUCCUCUAAUGGAGUGUCACUGCUGCUGGACGUAGGAGAUGUGGUCUACAUGCAUCUCUGGGCUGGGAGAAAGAUAUAUGAUGAUGAAUAUCGUCACAGCACCUUCAGUGGUCACCUGCUCUUCACUAUGUAGGAGGGUUAUUGAAGGACUGUAUCAGUGAUCUGUACAGGAAAAUAUUCAGACAUUUGAACAACAUUGUCUUAGCAUUGAAAGUUCUCCAUUUGCUCUCUAAUAGUUCAAACUAAGGCAGUUCUCAAGGAGAAAAGUAGGUGAAAUUUACAAGAUUUGAAAAUACAUAUAGUAUCCAAGUUUUUAAAAUAGAAAAAUAAUUGUUUUAAAUAUACUCAAAAUUAAAAUAUUAAUGUCAUGUAAAUAUUAUACUGUCCACUAAGACUUUUUUAAUUCAUGUACUUAGAUGUUGACCCCCACCAGUACAUUUAACACUAGUCAACAUUGUGUUGAAUAUUAUUUAAUAAAGUGUUUAUCAAAAGAAUGACUAGU